AACACUUGUAUGCGGAAGAUACACGUUGGUGAACUCUUCGAAAUGGCUACCGGAGCUGAUCAAGUUGUUGGUAUGGGCCUUGUUGGCUUUAGUUUGCUGCUUUUUACCUACUACACAAUUUGGGUCAUUAUUUUGCCCUUUGUUGACGGUGACCACAUGAUCCACAAAUAUUUCCUUCCACGGGAGUAUUCUGUCAUUCUUCCUGGAGUAGCAGCGUUAAUUCUGGUCCUCUGUGUUGGAACCUUCAUAGCAGUGGUGACAUGGAGAAACCGCAAACCCAAAAAGGUGGAUUAAAGGACUGUCCUCCACAGCUCAUCAAACUCCCAUAAAAAGGGCAUCAACAUGCAGCAGACCCAGCACAGUGGACCACAAACACCGGAGAUCGCUAAUG
This is a messenger RNA of Sardina pilchardus (European sardine), 391 nucleotides long. RefSeq names its product dolichyl-phosphate mannosyltransferase subunit 2, regulatory (gene dpm2). Gene Ontology annotation, biological process: GPI anchor biosynthetic process. The transcript has 4 exons. Gene Ontology annotation, molecular function: enzyme regulator activity. The record is from RefSeq and is a predicted model, not a curated record. The coding region runs from base 10 to 294 and encodes 94 amino acids. Gene Ontology annotation, cellular component: endoplasmic reticulum membrane; dolichol-phosphate-mannose synthase complex. Lineage: Eukaryota; Metazoa; Chordata; Actinopteri; Clupeiformes; Clupeidae.